Girardinichthys multiradiatus is the source of this 4977-nucleotide messenger RNA. RefSeq names its product arrestin domain containing 1b (gene arrdc1b). Gene Ontology annotation, molecular function: ubiquitin-like ligase-substrate adaptor activity; ubiquitin protein ligase binding. The record is from RefSeq and is a predicted model, not a curated record. NCBI's taxonomy places the organism in Eukaryota, Metazoa, Chordata, Actinopteri, Cyprinodontiformes, Goodeidae. The coding region runs from base 84 to 1400 and encodes 438 amino acids. The transcript is spliced from 8 exons. Gene Ontology annotation, cellular component: cytoplasm. Gene Ontology annotation, biological process: protein transport.
GCCAUGGCGGGAGGGUGGGCUCGCGGCGGCGGCAGCAGGUGAGAGCGAAGCGGCUCAGAGCGGAGGAGUAGCGGAUCGGAGCCAUGGGGAAGCUACAGGAAUUUGACAUUACUUUUGCCAACAAUAAGGUGGUUUACGGUCCGGGGGAGUCCAUUAUCGGAAGUGUGAAAAUACGAACUGCACACUCACUGCAUCACAAAGCCAUCAAGGUGAACUGUCAGGGCUCAUGUGGGAUCUCCAACAAAAUGAACGACUCCUCGUGGAGUCUGGAGGAGCAGUACUUGAACAGCAUGUUAUCAGUGGCUGAUAAAGGAACCCUGGUCCCAGGUGAACACAGUUUCACUUUCCAGUUCGUCCUUCCAGUUGCCAUUCCCACGUCGUUUGAAGGACCCUUUGGGAAGGUCGUUUACCAUGUGAGGGCGGCCAUUGACACGCCCCGCUUCUCCAAGGACUACAAAGCACAGAGGCUCUUCUACGUUCUCAACAUGCUCAAUCUCAACGAGGUUCCUGACAUCGAACAACAGAAUUGUGCAGUAACAACGAAGAAGUUUAAUUACCUCCUGGUGAGGACGGGAACCCUGAUGCUGAAAACGCGCAGUGACCUGAAGGGUUACAUCCCUGGUCAGGUCAUCAGAUUAUCCACGGAGAUCCACAAUAAGUCCGGGAAAGACACCGGAUACGUGCUGGCCAGUCUCAUACAGAAAGUGACCUAUAGGUCCAAGCGGCCCGUCUUCGACCUGCGAACCAUUGCCGAGGUGGAGGGAGCCGGAGUGAAGGCUGGAAAACAUGCAGAGUGGAAGGAGCAGAUCAUUGUCCCUCCUCUUCCUCAGUCGGCACUUGCCGGCUGCCGCCUAAUUGACAUCGAUUACUUCGUUCAGAUUUCACUAAAGUCUCCAGAAGCAGUCGUCGUUUUGCCCAUCUACAUCGGAAACAUCCCUGUGAACCUGUCUCCAACAAGGUCUAUACCCACCAGUCCCAGUCCCGUCUCAUCGCUGGUACCUGGUACCACUGGAGUGAUGCCCAGCGCCCCGCCAGCUGAGGAGGAUCCACAGGACGAGCUGUGCGCCGGGGGCUUCGCCAGCGAGGAGAUUCCCACCAAAAGCCACUCCCAGCAGGAUCCCUCGGGGCAGCCGGUCACCAUGUCGCCCAGCGCCUUCAGCCACGCCCCGGGUGCAGCGCUGCUGUCUGGCAGGCGCCCCGAUGCGUCUGCUCCGCUCUUCUGCCUGUCCACUGGAGCCACCAUACCUUUCUUCACAGAGGGAGAUGUACUUCCAAUCCCCACCUCCUGUUCGCUCAUCCUGCCCCCAGAAUACAGCAGCUGUGACUAUCCUCAAGAACCCCCUCCGACUUAUGAGGAAAGCUGCAGCAGUGUGAACUCUAGUUUUAACAGUGGACAGUAGAAGAUAAGCGGACGGCGAAACGUCAUGUUCGCCACCUGUCUGCACUCGCCUCCCAAACAAAUCCAGACAGAGACAUGCUGGACAACCGCUUCACCCUGCAGACGCCCCGAGGACUGGGUCUGUCUGGAGUUAAAAUGGGAUCGUUUCUUAUUUUUCUAAGAAUUCUAGUUUCCACCUCAUGUCCCAGCAGGUAACAUCAGACACAACAGGUGAACACAGUGCCUAAAAGAAGUAUUUUCAGAUCAAUAUUUAGGAUGUUCUGUGACUGGACCCGUUUUAUUCUUGGAGGAGUGAAAUCUAUUUUUUAUUUUAGCGAACUAUUGCAUCUGUAAUGCCUUUAGAAUAAUUGUAGCACCUGAUUGCUUUCGAUGAGAACUUUCAGUCUGGCCUUUUCUGGAAUCGCAACAGAUCUGCACGGAUGCUUGGACUCCAGAGUUGUGUGUUUGACUCCCAGCUGUCCUCGUCAUCGGCCGAGCAGGGGUGCCUCUGUAGCGGGUCUAAAAAGGUGCCGGUUCCUCUGCUGCAUCCAGUGCAUCUGUCUGGCAAGGAAGGAGAAACUACAGAACCCAACACAACCCCUUUAUGAAGCAUUUUUUGGUGAUUUUUAAAGAACUUGUUUUUAUCCUACACAUGGGAAACAGGGUUCUGGGUAAACCAUAACUUCAGCCUUCAGAAAGUUUUCCUGUUACCCCUUGAUUUUCUCCUGAUUUUGUGACAUUAGAAUAAACUUCUUGGUAUUUUACCAAGAUUUUCUUUUACGAACCAAAACAAAGUAGAACACUGGAAAAAAAAAAAAUCAUGAAUGGUUUUCUUUUUUUUUGCAAAAUGUGGUUAAGUUCAAGUAGUAUGAAUGCUUUUGGCACAGUUCUGUGCAAAAGAAACCAAUCUGAAUUUCUUUUUGCUUUUCCCCAAAGCGGUCAGAAUUUCUUGUAAUAUUUUAAAGUGUCCUGGAUCAGUUUUUCUUCUGGCUUUAUGGAGGUCUAUUAAUGUUUUCUUUGUUCUUUAGCUGCUAAUCUUUCAGCAUAUUGUGCAGCGUCUGCUCAAAGGAAAUGCCUCAAUGAUUCAUUGGUCAGAAUCAACUUAACAAAUACUCCCCUGAAAAGGUUUAACAUGCCGUUCUCUGUGUCACUAUGAAACAACCAACAGAAGAACUAUUGAUCGAAACCAGUUUAAAAUGGUAAUAUUCUGGCUGCUUGUCAAAAAAUUGGUUUAUAAGUUUAAUUGAGCAUUAUUGGUUGUGUUUUACUCCAUACCGCCAUCUUGUGUUGGUUCUGCUUUAUUUUUUUAUUCAAAGGGUUGUUUUUGCAGUAAAUCUCACUGCGCCCUCCUGUGGUCAGUUGUGGUACAUCAGCUUGCCUUUCAGUCUGGAGUCUCAUAUCCAGCCACCCAAACUGCUUCACGGCGUCUUUGAGGUCUGCUGUUUGAAAUCACAACAGAUCAGCCCCUCUGCUGGCGUUAAAGCGCUUCUUCUUCUCUGGAGGAGUCUGAGGAACCUUUUUGUUGCCUUAACCCUCAUGUAGUGUGUAGAUGACAAUGUGUGUGUGCACAAUGGAGCACUUUCUGAAAGUUUGAGUGCAUUGUGUGUGUGUGUGAGGAGGGUCUGGAUUUAAACGAGUUGCCACACGUUGGUUUUUUUUUUUUUUUCUUCUCAAACUUAAUUUUUAACCUGCUCCUGUGUCAUUUCUAUGUUAAACUUUUUCUCUUUUAUUUCCAACAAAAACCCACGAUGUGAUCUUAGUACGUUACGUCUGCAGCGGGCAUUUGCAGAUAGAACAUCUUUGUUUUCUUUUGCACAUAAAAACGUUUUAUCUGAUGUGGUUCAUAAGAGGGAGAAGGAACAAAAUGCUUCAGACUGAUUGUUCAUUUGUGAGUUUUGUUCAGUUGUUUAGAGAAAAUCCCUUUAUGUUGAUUUCUUGCACUCUUAUCAUUCAGGACUACUUUGCUGUCAAACAGGGUUCCUUCAUACUCCUGAGACAAUUAUGGAAAAGUAGGGAAUUUGCUUUUAACAUUUUACAAGCCUGGAUAAGUAAAAUGAGUAAUUUCCAUAAUGUCAGUAUUCUAUUUUUAAAAACCAUAAACUCUGUCUGCCUCGAUCUAAACUACUAACAGUUAUUUUCAGACCUAUGAUGCGUGACAGAUGUAUGUAAACUGAGAGAACCUGUUCCUACGGGUGAUUUAAAUUGAAAUCAUGAGCUGAUUAUCUUGUUAUUUUGAGAUAAGAUUUGUUAGAUUAAAGGCUGUUUAUGGUGCAGCACCGAAUAGUUUUUACUACAGGAAUAAUCUUUCCUGUCUUCUCUAUGACGGAUAGUUUUCAGCUUGAACCAGCUGCUGGUUUCGCUGCUUUGUUUGAAUUAAACCUAUCAGCCUGUUCUUUUUAAGAAUUUGAGCUUUCAUACCUCAAGAUUAGGGGAAAAUUAAAUUGUAUUUUAGUUGUACGACUAAAAGCUCAAGAUUGUUUUAUUUUAAGAUAAUAUAGUGAAAUUGUUGCCUUGAGAAAAUAAGAUAAUGAGCCAAUCAAACUGUAAUGCCUUCAAAACAACCUCAACAUCCCAUUAUCUCAAGAUAACGAAAUAUUUCAAGGCAAGAGGCUUUAAGUUGUCUUAAUUCGAGAUAAUCGGCUUGCUAUCAAGUCAAAGAUGUCGUCUCAAGACGUAUUCUGUUAAGAUCAUGAAACCGUGAAGCUGUAUUUGCAACAAAGAUCUGAAGAUCAUAUUUUUUUAAAAGAAUUACCUAAUUGAACUGUUGUCGAGUCAAAACAGGCUUGAGAUCUUUUUUAUCUCAAAACUUUGAGAGUGAAAUGAUUCCAAAUAAAGGAGCUUAUGAGGUAUUCACUGAAAACCCACUGAUGUGUAAACAUUCAAGCAGCCGAGGGUCACUGUGGCUCAGUUUGGUUUUUUUUUAAGCAUUUAUUGCUUCGAACACACUGAUCCGAAGCGCCAAAAUAUAAAAACAAAUGCACCAAAUCACAUUAAACAUCCAUACUCUAAAUGGUCUUCAGAUUGAUUGAGAUAUUUGGAAAUUUGAGCCUUUAAAAACGUGAAUUUUGAAAUAAAAACUGUGAAGGAACCCUGUUCAAAGAAGUCGCCCUUCCUAUAACUGUGAGAAUCUAAAGCACAACCACUGUACUGAAUGGUCUUGUUUUCUUACAUUUUAAACCAAUCAGUAAUCAGUUUUACAUUCAUGAAAGCAUCCGGGUUCAGAGUCAACCUUCCACAGGAAACUGCUUUGUCAAAUAUAAUCAUGUUAAAGUCUGGGUAAUAAUGUGACUGCAUGCCUCCUUGAAGUCAUUUCUUGCUGCCUUUCAGUCCUGUUUCUGUUUAUUCCAACUAAAGGUACUAUAGCUUUAUGAAACACCACUUUUAUGGGGUUUUUUUCUGCUGAUUUUCCUUUUACAUGUAAAUGAGUGGCGUCUAGUUUUGUAUUUUUCUACUUGGAAACUGUUUACAGGCGCAGUUUGAAUAUGUUGAGACAAGCACCUCAACGAGUACAUGUAAUGUUUCCAGCGUCAGUGCAGAAUCAGGGUUGUACUGGACUAUAAAAUAAUAAUAAAAAUCACAUGACGUGUUUUUGUAGUUGA